GCUCCGCGCAGCCAUGUUUGCUACGUAUCCAGUGAAUACUAUAUCUUCUUAGGGCAGCGGGUGAGGUGUAGCACGAUAGCGAGCUCAGGUAACCAGCAAACCGGGAGAGGCGCCGAGGGAGUUGGCCUAACGCAAAGGACUUUAGUGCUGUGAGGGUGUGAUGGCGACUUUCCAGGAGUUCAUCCAACAGAAUGAGGACCGCGAUGGCGUGCGCUUCAGCUGGAACGUGUGGCCCUCGAGCCGCCUGGAGGCCACGCGUAUGGUGGUCCCCGUGGCGGCUCUCUUCACCCCCCUGAAGGAGCGCCCAGACCUGCCCCCUAUCCAGUAUGAACCUGUCCUCUGCAGCCGGGCCACCUGCCGUGCUGUGCUCAACCCUCUGUGCCAAGUGGACUACAGAGCAAAACUCUGGGCUUGUAAUUUCUGUUAUCAGAGAAACCAGUUCCCACCGACGUAUGCAGGGAUAUCCGAGAUGAACCAACCCGCUGAGCUGCUUCCACAGUUCUCUACAAUUGAAUAUGUAGUUCAGAGGGGGCCCCAGAUGCCCCUGAUCUUCCUGUAUGUGGUGGACACCUGCAUGGAGGACGAGGACCUGCAGGCACUGAAGGAGUCCCUGCAGAUGUCCCUGAGCCUGCUGCCGCCCACCGCCCUGGUGGGCCUCAUUACUUUCGGUCGCAUGAUCCAGGUGCACGAGCUGGGCUGCGAGGGAAUCUCCAAGAGCUACGUCUUCCGUGGCACCAAGGACCUGAGUGCUAAGCAGCUGCAGGAGAUGCUGGGAUUGACCAAACCAUCUGCAGCCCAGGCGGGACGGGGGCCACAGGUCCCACAGACCCCCCCUUCCAACAGGUUCCUGCAGCCGGUCCAGAAGAUUGACAUGAACCUGACAGACCUGCUGGGAGAGCUGCAGCGGGACCCAUGGCCUGUCACCCAGGGCAAGAGGCCCCUCCGCUCUCUGGGGGUGGCGCUGUCCAUAGCUGUGGGCCUGCUGGAGUGUACCUUCCCCAACACAGGGGCGCGAAUAAUGACCUUCAUUGGUGGGCCAGCCACCCAGGGCCCCGGGAUGGUGGUGGGGGACGAGCUGAAGACCCCCAUCCGCUCCUGGCAUGACAUCGAGAAGGACAACGCCAAGUUCAUGAAGAAAGCCACUAAACACUAUGAGGCCCUGGCUAACCGUGCCUCCACCAAUGGACACAUCAUUGACAUCUAUGCCUGUGCCCUGGACCAGACGGGCCUGCUGGAGAUGAAGUGCUGCGCCAAUCACACUGGAGGUUACAUGGUCAUGGCGGACUCCUUCAACACUUCCCUGUUCAAGCAGACGUUCCAGAGGGUCUUCACUAAGGACAUGCAGGGGGCAUUCAAGAUGGCCUUCGCUGGAACCCUUGAGAUAAAGACAUCCAGAGAGAUCAAGAUUUCGGGUGCUAUUGGCCCUUGCGUGUCUCUCAAUGCCAAGGGCCCCUGUGUGUCAGAAAAUGAGAUUGGAACUGGAGGCACCUGCCAAUGGAAGAUCUGUGGACUGGACAGUAACUCCACGCUGGCUCUGUACUUUGAGGUGGUCAAUCAGCACAAUGCCCCCAUUCCCCAGGGGGGGCGUGGGGCGGUUCAGUUCGUCACGCAGUACCAGCACUCCAGUGGCCAGAGGCGCAUUCGCGUCACCACCAUCGCCCGCAACUGGGCCGACGCGCAGACACAGAUCCAGAGCAUUGCUGCCUCCUUUGACCAGGAGGCCUCGGCCAUCCUCAUGGCACGGCUGGCAGUGUACCGCGCCGAGACUGAGGAGGGGCCUGACGUCUUGCGCUGGCUUGACCGACAGCUCAUCCGCCUGUGCCAGAAAUUUGGAGAUUACCACAAGGACGAUCCCAAUUCCUUCCGGUUUUCAGAAACAUUCUCCCUCUACCCACAGUUCAUGUUCCACCUGAGAAGGUCACCCUUCCUGCAAGUGUUCAACAACAGCCCAGAUGAGAGCUCCUAUUACAGGCACCAGUUCAUGAGGCAGGACUUGACACAGUCUCUCAUCAUGAUCCAGCCCAUUCUGUACGCCUACUCCUUCAACGGCCCCCCAGAGCCUGUUCUCCUGGACAGCAGCAGCAUCUUACCUGAUCGGAUCCUUCUGAUGGAUACCUUCUUCCAGAUCCUCAUUUAUCAUGGAGAGACGGUGGCACAGUGGCGCAAGGCUGGGUACCAGGACAUGCCAGAAUAUGAGAACUUCCGGCACCUUCUGCAGGCCCCGGUGGAUGACGCCCAGGAGAUCUUGCACAGCCGCUUCCCCAUGCCACGCUACAUUGACACCGAGCAUGGUGGCAGCCAGGCACGUUUCCUGCUAUCGAAAGUCAACCCUUCACAGACUCACAACAACAUGUAUGCAUGGGGCCAGGAGUCGGGGGCACCCAUCCUGACAGACGAUGUGAGUCUGCAGGUGUUCAUGGAUCACCUGAAGAAGCUGGCUGUGUCCAGCGCAGCCUGAAACUGUGUGCCCCACCCCGAACAGUGAUCAUCCAAUCUUGUACCCUCCCACUACCGUCAGCGCCAAGAAGCCAAGAAGUACCAGUCACAGAGUGGGCACCUCAAAACGGGACACUGGGGCUGUCUGCUGUUCCCCUUUUUACCCAUUUAGAUAUAGUGUGGGUGAUGCUUCAGGACUCUGUCAGUGCACCCAGACUGAUCUCCCAGCUUCUCUUGUGCCAGCAGUUGAGAUAAGAAUCAGUGAGUGUAUCUUCCCCAGCAUUAACACUACAACAGCACAUUUCAACAAAACUUAGUCUAUACUUUGGAUGUUGUAUAGUGAUGCCCCUGGCAGAAUUGUGCCUAGCUUUCAAUUGGGCAAGAGUUCUUUUGCGGUACAUAGAUGGAGUUCUAUCCCAGCGACAAUUGAAAGUUGAUUAUUAUACCAAUGUCAUUAAGAGUCUCAGAAUGUUUCAGCACAGCUCCCAGUUUAUAGCAUUGUUUGUCUUUGCAUUGUGCAUUUUGUAGACUCUGGUGUAUGCAGCUUCAUAGUGGUUGUUUUGUCUCUGGUAGGUCCGCUAGGGCACAGAACCAGCCUUACCUAGUGCAGACUCGCAAGGUACAAGCAUUGCCUUUCUCCCUCUGAUACUCUUGUCUUGUCUGUAGCAGUAUUACAUCUGGCAUUUCUAAUAAAAUACCUUCAUAUACCAGCUGCUUUAGUGUCCUGUUGGUGUAUCUACUGGAGUACUGUGUGAGACUCCAGUACAUGCACAGUGAAGAUCAGACUUUUCUGGUCAAAAUCACCAUUCACCACACAGGAAAAU
Megalops cyprinoides (Indo-Pacific tarpon) is the source of this 3260-nucleotide messenger RNA. RefSeq names its product Sec23 homolog A, coat complex II component (gene sec23a). Gene Ontology annotation, molecular function: zinc ion binding; GTPase activator activity. Gene Ontology annotation, cellular component: COPII vesicle coat; endoplasmic reticulum exit site. The transcript has 20 exons. Gene Ontology annotation, biological process: intracellular protein transport; COPII-coated vesicle budding; COPII-coated vesicle cargo loading. The record is from RefSeq and is a predicted model, not a curated record. NCBI's taxonomy places the organism in Eukaryota, Metazoa, Chordata, Actinopteri, Elopiformes, Megalopidae. The coding region runs from base 161 to 2458 and encodes 765 amino acids.